Cladocopium goreaui is the source of this 523-nucleotide messenger RNA. Lineage: Eukaryota; Dinophyceae; Suessiales; Symbiodiniaceae. The record is from the annotation of a GenBank genome assembly.
AAGGAAGCCACCGAGAAGGAUCACCAAGUGAAGGAGAUGCAGCUGCUUCCCAAAGCAAUCAUCUACCUCGGAUCCGAAGAAGGCUUGAAGGAUGAGAACGCCAUUCCGCAGUUCACCAAACAAGUGGGCAGGUUUCUCCUGACCCUUGGUGCUGAAGUGGUUUUCAAGACGCUGACGGAUGCCUUCAGUAAGUUGGAAGGCCGUGUUGCCUAUAGAAAGUCCCUGGUCUACAUGGCGCACGAACUCUUCACCAAGCGAAAAAGACACAUCACCUUUGAGGAUAAGAAGCAAUGCGUGGAAAAGUUCCUGCUUCCCAUUGGCCCCGACAUUCGAGCAAUGAGGGCCAAAGAACGGGAGGCCUACUGCCUUCUGGUCGGCUUCUGGGGAAAACGCCAGGUGGUAUCUCCAACAGACUUGAAGCGUAUCAAAGAUGCCUGGGACGUGGAUGAAGAGGGCGACUUUGAUGAGUUCGAAGAGGAUCUGUGAGGUAAAUCUCCUCUGCCGUCAUGCUGCGAGAAAAAAA